GCAGUGUGGAGGCAGCACGUCACGAGGGCAUCACACUGCACUCUACUCCGUAUCCGGGAGGGCAACUAAAGACAAGAAAGAUACCUUGGGCAGGACAAGGUUUGCAUGGCCCACAAAGUACCCGCCAUCCCAUCCGAGCGUCCAAGCACGCGGGCGGGCUGCGACGGGUCUGCUCUCCCUCUCUAUCUUGCAUAAGGUGGUCGCAUGUCAUUGAUUCACCGAAGUGGCCGCGUCGUCGACACCCCAGUCUUCAGCCUGAUUCCUCCUCUUCCGUCCUCGGUCCUUCACACCCUCCCUGACCCCCUCGGUUGGUUUCAACCUCUCUCUCUCUCUCUCUCCUUUUUCCUAGUUGUACUUGCAUCCUUUUCGCUCUUUUCUCAUUUGAUCCUUUGGGCGGGCAGCCAAGGUCAGGUAGAUCAGAUCAGGGAGACCUCGGCAAUUCGAGACCAACAACUCGACGACUCGACGACUCGACCCAGACGAACCACCGAUAUUCAGUCGAUCCUCUCCAGAUCUAAAGUUCAAAGCCGAAUUAAGAUGCCUGUUCCAUUAGCGGCCAAAGCUGGCGUGAUCGCCGUCAGCGUGGCCGUGGCCGCCGCCAUCGCCAUCUACGAGUCACCCGAACUCCAGCGCAUGGCCACAGACCUGCGCCGCCGCAUCGCCCUCGCACUGCACUCCCUCGGCGACGGCAUAGGCCCCGAGGCCGGGGGCGCCACCUCCCGCGAGCCGCUGUUCAACAGGCCCGAGGACGCCGAGGGCUUCCUCCAGUCCGGCGACGUCGACGCUGACGAAGACUCCCGCAAGCGCCAGCGCGAGGAGCUGCUCUACUGGAACGCCGUCAAGCUGAGCCAGGAGCUGGAGAAGCAGACGGCCGAGAACGAGAAGCUCAAGGAGAGCGGGGCCCUGGAGCGCUCGGGCACCACGUUCGACGACUUCCUGCAGAAGGACGAGACCAGCAACGAGAAGGGCACCUACGUCUUCAACACGGGCGCCGACGUGCGGAACAAUGACGACGGUCUCGUGAGGAGGCGCGGGGCGUCCGAGGGCGUUCGGGGCCUCAACUCGUCCAUCUACGCCAACCCCUUCGCCGACGAGCACGGGAUCGACUACAACGAGAUGGAGGACAGCGAGAUCGCCCCCGAGAAGGACGAGGUCAUGUCCACCGACGACAUCUACACCGCCUCCCCCAGGCCCGCCGACAGCAUCCUGUCGCGGACACUGUCUCCCGCCCACGACGCCAUGCCAGAACUGAUCCCCGCCGCCGAGCCACCACGCGCCGUACAAGAGCUGCUCUUCGACGCCACACAGCCCGACUCCCCCUCGGCCUCCACCCCGCGCGACUCCGCCUCGGAGGCCGAGCUCGGCCAGGACGAGUACAUGACGGCCGGCCAGUCCGACCGGGAGGGCGAGCACGACGCCUACGCCUCGAUCCAGGCGUGGGCCGAGCAGCAGCAGCAGGCGCAGAUGCAGAACCACGAGUCGAGCCGCGACUUCUACUCGCCCCUGCCCGUGACGCCCGCCGCGCCCCUCAGCGAGAUGUCCGACGGCGAGCUGGUCAGCGAGGGCCAGCUGACGCCCACCGACUCGGCGUCGGUCGCCGGCUCCGGCUUCGACGUCGCCAACGAGAUCGCCGCGUCCCAGAACGGCUCCUCCAAGUACUACGACGUGCUGAGUGAGGACGAGGACGGCAUCCCCACCCCGGCUCACAGCUGGACCGAGGUCGGCAGCGUUGUUAGCGAGAGCGAGGACGGCCACAGGCCAGCGGCGCGCUCGUAGCGUGUGAGAGAUGCCUCUCCUGGGGUUUUGCUUUGAUUGAGAUUAGUUUUUCAUUGGAAGUUCACUUGCUAGUUUACGGAGUUUUGCCGGUUGGUUUCCAGGGUCACCAGGGAAGGGAUUACUGUUCGGCUCGGCGUCAGGGGGAAAAUGCACACACGUCUUUCGGGUUUAAGAGUCUCCUAUAAUGCGUAGACAACACUUCUCAGGGGUACACCGAGGAAUAAAAUAUGUUUUAAAUUAUCCUCUACUGCAAUCCGAAACCUAUAAGAGGAGCAGAGUUUGGUUUCCUCAAUCCCAGCUUGGACCGCAGGCUACUCCAGUGGCCAGGACUACUCGUGAGGAUCUGCUCCAAUUCACAAGCAAACAUGGCCAUCAUUAAGUCUACUAAGCGGAGUGCUCCAAAACGAUCACCUUUAGUAGCCCUUACCAUCAUGUCUAUGGCUCGUGAUUCUGCACGGUCACCGCCCUGGGUCUACAGGCUCCUACUGUACUCAUAAAUCCGGGGUUCGAUCAACUUACACGCACGCGCUCACUCUCAUGACGGAGGGAGAGGCGGCAACGGCAACUAGUCGCGGCCGCCCUUCUUCAGCGUCUUGAGGUAUUCCUCCCACAGGACGUCGACCUCGUGGCCGAACAACCCCGUCCAGAACUCCGACUCCUUAUACUCGCGCACCUGUUUAGUUUUUCCGAGUUAGUUUACCGUCACUGAAAAGGGAGAUCCCAAUAUAUGGAUGGCAGACGCGCGGCGUUUGUUCCAGCCAGAGCUUUCAGCCCGC
Messenger RNA from Diaporthe batatas, 2552 nucleotides. RefSeq lists its product as uncharacterized. Lineage: Eukaryota; Fungi; Ascomycota; Sordariomycetes; Diaporthales; Diaporthaceae. The coding region runs from base 205 to 1776 and encodes 523 amino acids. The transcript is spliced from 2 exons. The record is from RefSeq and is a predicted model, not a curated record.